GCGAAGAAGAACAUUGUAGAUUGGAACAAGGAAGUCAAUAAAUUUCGAGGAAACCUUCGCUGGCUUCCUUUUGUUUUAUUUGUUUUAGUUUAGUUUUAUCGCGACUGUUAUUGUUUUUUUUUACCACGACAGUCUGUUGGGUUAACCAACAAUCCGUGGUUGGUUUUAUUUGUUCAUGUUACUGAGGUUUUGUCUGAACUAUCGACAAGAUUUGGCGUUAGCCGAUAGGCUAAUAACAGAGCUAACAGGCCCAAAGGCCAUCUGUUCCUUGUUUUUCCGCCAUUCAGCAGUCUGCUGUCCCUGAAAACACGAAUGAUUGGUGUCCCUUUGAGACAACUCUUAUCGAAAUAUCAAGGUUGUUAUAUUCAAACUACGUGUUGCGUUCCGUUGGGGUGUCCUUAGCAACGUAGCUGUUUGGAAUCCCGUGAAAUUGAUCCCAACUUUCUCAGAGGACCGGUCGAGCAUGUAUGCCCCGCCGGGUUCUGUCGCCCCUGGAAGCCGGAGAAGGCGAGGGGGAACCCCUUUGCCCAAGCAACCAGAGCGGAGCCUGGUCUCCGCUCUGCCCGGAGCCCUGUCCAUCACCGCCCUGUGCACGGCUCUGGCUGAACCAGCAUGGCUCAGGGUUCAUGGAGGCACCUGUCCCAGACAAGAGCUCGGGGUAGCGGAUGUCUUAGGCUACAUCGACCCCAAGCUUCUGGACGAUUACUGCGUGAACCCGCAGACCAUCCUUUUGCUCAGAGUGAUCGCAGCCUUCUGUUUCCUGGGCAUCUUCUGCAGCCUGACUGCUUUCCUCCUGGAUGUGUUUGGACCCAAGUACCCUGCCCUCAAGAUCACAAGAAGAUAUGCCUUUGCACACAUCCUCACAGUGCUGCAAUGUGCCACCGUCAUAGGAUUCUGCUAUUGGGCUUCAGAGCUGGUCUUGUCCCUGCAGCAGCAACACAAAAAGUACCACGGCUCGCUCGUGUACGUCACCUUCGCCAUCAGCUUCUACCUGGUGGCGGGCGCCGGCGGAGCCUCCAUCCUCGCCACGGCCGCCAACCUCCUGCGGCACUAUCCCACCGAGGAGGAGGAGCAGGCUUUAGAGCUGCUGUCCGAGAUGGAGGACAGCAGUGAAACGUUUCCCGCAGAUUAUGACAUUUCCAACCAGUUUCAGCCGCCGCCCGCAUACACGCCUUGACGGGCUUCACUGACAUCGCUUUCCCUCGAGCAGCGAGCGUGCUCGCAGUCAAAAUGGAUAUCUUUGCAAUUGAACCAGGUGCGCACAACACCAUGACUGACAAGCGCUUGGGUGCAUGAGAGCUCAGAAUUGGUUCUUAGGUACACUGAGGGUGUUGAUUUGCAUGUAAAUGGCUUGUAGGAAUUGCUUCUCUAUCUAAAGCAAAAGUGCUCAACAUGGCUGACGAAGUAAUUGAUCAAUCAGCCUGAUAAACGGUGAUUAUUAUUGAAGUGGGUCGUCUUUGGCGUUGGUCGAUUUGCGCCCAGUAAAGUCAUGGGCGGAGCUUUGAGCAAGUCUGUUUUUAAAAUACAGGUGCUUAGGUUGCCGAUACAUCAGAAGUGCAGAAAAAUACUGAUAUUGUUUUAUAUAUAAUAUCAAACAACCCUUUAUUUAUUGAUUAGUUAUUUUUUUCCUGGUUUGCAUACUGUUGCUGAUUUAGUCAGAUGUGUUUUUCAUGCUGUGGAGAAGACCACACUACAGAUGGAAGAAAGAAAAAUGGUUUGGCAAUAAAAAAGUAAGAUUGAACAGAAACCUCA
Messenger RNA from Entelurus aequoreus (snake pipefish), 1752 nucleotides. RefSeq names its product transmembrane protein 127 (gene tmem127). Gene Ontology annotation, biological process: negative regulation of TOR signaling; negative regulation of cell population proliferation. Lineage: Eukaryota; Metazoa; Chordata; Actinopteri; Syngnathiformes; Syngnathidae. The record is from RefSeq and is a predicted model, not a curated record. The transcript has 3 exons. Bases 464 to 1177 code for a protein of 237 amino acids. Gene Ontology annotation, cellular component: membrane.